AAUAAUUAAUUAGUCACUAAGUAGGUAGGAACCACCGUAUUUCGUUUUUGUGAUCAUCUAAUUAUUUACUUAUUUCAAGGUCCUUGACUAUGUCAUAUUAUUUACCUACGAGUACCUACUUAAAGUGGCAGUGAUUUUUUGUUUUUACGUGUAGGUAUCUAGCGAAAAAAAUCAUGAUUAUUUCAGCGAAAUUUAAUGGCUGGUUUUCGUUAAAAUAACGUUACUACUUGCUACUGAUACACCUUUUUUCAGGAGGAAAAAAAUCCUCAUGGACGUCCUGAACCGGAUAGUGCCGGACUCCUACCGGCUAAAAAAAGUCCCUCCUGACCCCAAGGCGUUGGUGUUCCUGCCAAUUCGACCUACCACCAACACCCUUGUCUAUGUAUCACCGAGCUCUAUUUCUUUCUCUUUCGUCCUUCUCUUUACACUUUAUUAUUCCUUCCAGAUAAAAUAUUAUAGCUUCCCAUUUCUCCUUCGUCUCUAGCAUUAUGCUGCUUGGAUUUCCAACUUCUAUUUCGCUCCCAACCUGACGUUUUACUAAUUCUCUCUGUUGUUCAAAAUUUGGGCAGUGGAAUAAAGUGUGUUCCGCAUGAAUGAUACACCUACUUAGGUACUUACAUAAUAAUAACUCUGUCAGAGAAAAAUAUAAUAUGUACCUAUACUGUGACUCUGUGAUGUGAGCGUUAAACUUGCUGAAGGCGCACUUUAUGUAGGUACUAGGUACCUACAUAUUAAUUAUCGUUAAUGAAUACCUACGUACCGUGACCAAGUGAAAAAUAUUGAUCCAAAUAGUUAAACUUGUUGUUUACCGGUGCGCUACUUACGAGUAACAUAACGAAUUCAAUCAUUUUAAUUAGUUAAGCCUCGGACACAGUGAUGCGUUUGCUUUUGCAUUCAUAAUAAUAAGAAUUUCCCUGAACAUAACGAUAUUUUAAAAGCAAUGUUAUUUUUUAAUAUACCUAAUUACUAACUACCAUAAAUAAAUGAUAGAAAAAAAGUGGCCAAUAGUACUUAGGUAAUAUUUAAUGAUAUGGUACAGAAAACAUAUGUACAAGUAUUAUGGUGCUGAUAGACUUGAGCAAUCAUUUGUAAUGAGCAUUCGUGCAAAUUGUUCAUCAUAGAAACAUAAUACAAAUUAAUACGAGAACAUUUUAGCGAGCAUUCUAUCGAGUGUUCUGGCAGAGUAAAGAUCUGGCGAGCAGUCUACGGAGCUGAUUUGUUUGGCAUGGAAACAUCGAAUAGAGCGGUCGCUAGAAUUAUAGAGACGUUCAUAGCAAUUUUUGGCUCUAUGCUUGGCUCGGUUCGUUGUUUAGCUCGACAAAAUAUAUAAAAACGGCGAAAGCUCGAUCUUCUGUUAGAAGAGAAUGCUCCAUCAGCACCUUUAAGUACAAUAAGGCACUCGACACCGAUAACGCGAAAUAUUGUCUUUCUAGCAUAGACCUCAUAAAUAGGCUGGUUCUAAGUGCUUGGUCAAGUGUGAUCUUAAGAAACAGCAUCAAAAUCGAAUUAGUAUAGUAGGUACUUACAAUAUAAACGAAAUUAUUGAUACUUGAUAGAAAAUGUUUUUCUUUCUCACGGUGCGACAAGACUAUUUAAUUGAAAUAAACAAAAUGCGCGCCAACGGUAGUAUUGUUGGUAUGACUGCGCCAAUUUAAUAGAAAAACGUAUUGAAAACGUUGAAAUUUAGACCUUGUGUACACACUAUCAACUGUUGUAUCUAGUGGAAGUUCCACUGAGUUGGCAACACUGGUGAGAUGAGUGGGACGACCAAGGGGCCAAAAUUCAGUACAAAGACUUUUGGAGUUAUGAGAUUAUGCAUGGUUAGUUGCGGAAAUAAAUUAGUAGAUACUAAGUUAGAAAAAUGUUCUGAAUUAUUUAUUAGAGGUGAGUCGUACUUGGUGAUACACGUGCUGAGUAUUACUAUUAUUUUUAUUUUUGUUAAGUAUUAGUUAUUAUUAUAGACACGUACUCCUGAAUACUCAGUGACCAGCAAUAUUACAUCAUAACAAACAGUUAUGCGUACAUUAAUUUCAGCUAAGUUUUACAUAGUCAUUUGGCUUUGUAGUGUUUAUCCAAUUUAACUUACAUUUUUGUCUGUUUUUGUGUUUGUCUCAAUUGGUUUCUUUAACUUUAUUAAAAGUAAGUGUUUUAUUAAGCCUAUUAUUUAAAAUUACCGCUGAUUUUAACUCAAAAAUAUUUUGUAUGCGGAAAUAAAGUCGCUGUUAUGUUCAACGUAUUCAUGUAUGUGUUUUAAACUUAAAGUUCGUAAAAAAGUUGACGGCACUGCGAAAAAUCCCUUGCAAUCUUUUUAUUUGUUCCUUUCACUUGCAAAAGACCGACACCGACCUGAAAAAAACACAAAUAUUCGUGUCAAGUAUCGAACAUACCCCAUUAUGCCGUUUUUUUAUUCUUUUCAAGUCAGCCCUUGACUACAAUCUUACCUGAUGGUAAGUGAUGAUGCAGUCUAAGAUGGAAGCAGGCUACACGGCAUCAUGCCGAAACGCUAAAUCGCUUGGCGAUACGUAACUAACCUUUGAGUGGUAACUAACCACAGCCGAAGCCUCCCACCAGCCAAAUACUUAAAAAAAAGCCGUUUACACUUUACAUACUCUUACUCCCUGUUUGUUUGUACUCAGCAAUAAUAAUAAAUACUGUUAGAUGUGUUAAUAACGCAUGAAAAAUGAGGCACUUAAAAGAGGAAAUUUAUACACAACUCAAUGUUAGUUACCAAACACAUCCAUACAAACACAGUAGGUACAAACAUGAUUCGAGCCAGGUGUCAAGUUAAUCGGCACAAGCUGUAUACUUUAAUUGCCCUAGAAAUAAAAAAUAAAUACUAUUGAUGUUAUAAUACACACAAUGUGUGAGAACAUUACUCUCAUUAAAAAAAUAUUAAAUUAUAAUUAUCAGACUGAGUUAUUUCAAUAUCUGCACUGUUUUUAAGUGUCUAAUUUCAUUAGCCAAAAAUCAAAACUGCUAGUGCAGAAAGGCCCUAAACUAAAAAUGUCAUGUUGACAGACUUGGAGUCGUGUCAAAUGUCACUGUCAAUUCCAAUCCAAUUUGAAAGUGAAGUGGCGAUAACCUUAAAAAUUUAAAUUUUUCAAAAAAAAUCUCUAUACAAUUACGUUUUUAAUAAAUUUUUCAAAAAAACAUCUUUGAUACAAUAAUGGAGCUUAAUGAAAAAAUUCUAAAAUAUAUAGAGGAGAAAGUUACGGUAGACACUUUAGAUUUAGCAGACGAAUUCAAUGAAGAUCAUCAAAAAAUUGUUGGUGCAGUUAAAAGUUUAGAAGCUCUAGAGAUGGUUAUUUCCGAAGGUGUUAAAAGUACGAAAUGGGAGUUAUCUGAUGAGGGAAAGUUAGUCGCUGAGAAAGGGAGUCAUGAAGCAGUGUUAUAUCGCAGUAUUCCUGAGGCUGGGAUUUUACAAGCCGAAGUUAUGAAGACUGUACCAAACGCAAAGGUUGGUUUUAGCAAAGCCAUGUCAUUAGGGUGGAUUGUAAUUGAUAAAUCCAGUGGUGCACCAUUAGUCAAAAGAAAAACAGAAAGCAUCACUGAUCUUGUGCAGGAACACCUGAAUGAAAUAAGAAAGGGCAUAGACAAUUUACCUGACAAUGUAAAGAGUGACUAUAAAAAAAGAAAACUACUACAAGAAAUCACAUUAAAGAGUUUUGUGCUAACUAAGGGACCACAGUUUGCCACAACAGUCAAGAAGUUAGAAACCGAUUUAACAAGUGAAAUGUUAUUAACAGGCUCAUGGAAGGAACUGCAGUUCAAACCUUACAAUUUUGAUGCACUAGGGCAACCACCAGAAUGUGGUCACCUCCAUCCACUCCUCAAAGUCCGUUCAGAGUUCAGAGAGAUCUUUCUCGAGAUGGGUUUCACAGAGAUGCCAACCAACCAGUAUGUGGAGAGUUCCUUCUGGAACUUCGAUGCACUAUUCCAGCCGCAGCAGCAUCCAGCGCGCGACGCUCACGACACCUUCUUCAUAUCCUCACCAGCAAACUCCACAGAGUUUCCUAUGGAAUACUUGGAAAGGGUCAAGAAAGUUCACAGCGAAGGAGGUUAUGGCUCACAAGGCUACCGCUACUCGUGGAAGCUGUCGGAGGCGCAGAAGAACCUGCUGCGCACGCACACCACGGCGGUGAGCGCGCGCAUGCUGUACCAGCUGGCGCAGCAGAAGCACUUCACGCCGCAGAAGUAUUUCAGUAUCGAUAAAGUGUUCCGCAACGAGACGCUGGACGCCACGCACCUGGCGGAGUUCCACCAGGUGGAGGGCGUGGCGUGCGCGCGCGGGCUGGGGCUGGCCGACCUCAUCAGCACGCUGGACGCGUUCUUCGCGCGCCUCGGCUUCCGGCGCCUGCAGUUUAAGCCGGCCUACAACCCCUACACCGAGCCCAGCAUGGAGAUCUUCGCCUUCCACGAGGGCCUCGGUAAAUGGAUAGAGAUCGGCAACUCUGGGGUGUUCCGCCCAGAGAUGCUGCUGCCCAUGGGCCUGCCCGAGGACGUGUCGGUGAUUGCUUGGGGACUGUCCUUGGAGAGGCCCACCAUGAUCAAGUACGGGCUGAACAACAUCCGUGACCUCGUGGGCCCGAAGGUGGACCUUCAGAUGGUGAUGGACAACCCCAUUUGUAGACUUGACAAAUAAUUAAUUGAAUAUAUUGUUUAAAUUAUUA
Messenger RNA from Bicyclus anynana (squinting bush brown), 4670 nucleotides. RefSeq names its product phenylalanine--tRNA ligase alpha subunit (gene alpha-PheRS). The transcript has 6 exons. Gene Ontology annotation, molecular function: ATP binding; tRNA binding; phenylalanine-tRNA ligase activity. The coding region runs from base 3167 to 4642 and encodes 491 amino acids. Lineage: Eukaryota; Metazoa; Arthropoda; Insecta; Lepidoptera; Nymphalidae. Gene Ontology annotation, biological process: phenylalanyl-tRNA aminoacylation. The record is from RefSeq and is a predicted model, not a curated record. Gene Ontology annotation, cellular component: cytoplasm; phenylalanine-tRNA ligase complex; cytosol.